UAGCUUUUAAACGAGCAUAAAGCAUAAUUUUUUUUAAAAGUGAACAAUCUUCUUGAAGUGAGACGUAUUAUUGAAAUGCAAAUUAUUUUUAAAUGAAUUAAUACAGUAAAUUAUUAAAUACAAAAACUGCUUUCCUUCUAUCAAGCAUCAUGCGUAUAUAGCCCGUUUAUUUUACACUGUACAAAAUUAAAUUUUAAUAUAUCAGUUGUAAAUAUUUUAAAUAAAUAUUUUAUUUCUAUAUCAAUUUAAGGUAUAAGCUAUGAAUUAAAUAGUAGAGCUGCAAAAUAUAUCACCGAAAGCAAAAAAAGAUAUUACGAAUAUUAUAAAAAGAUAAGAAGUAUAUACAUACAUAUAUAUGUCGGAGAAGCCACAAUUACUAACACACAUCAUAGGGGCGAAUAGGGUGAUCGAGCUAAGAGAAACAUUGAGUACGCCAAUCACGCCUGCCGUCUUAGAACAAUUUAAGAAUCUUCUCAUAACGUCAGCAAAUGAAAACUAAUGACAGUUCUUAGGACGGAGGCACAUAUUCAUACUUCAGUGCGGAGGCAGUGGAGGCACCGCUCUUCAAGAAGUCUGGUUGGUAAGAGUGAUGGCGUCUACGCUUUGUCGUAGCACAAAGUUGGCCGAGUUCCGACGAUACCGCAAUCGUAAGAAAUAAAUGACGAUGAAUUAGAAGGUUCUCCGGAAAAUUUAUGCAAUAAAAAUCAAAAUACAGAAAAAUAAUACAGUAUGGAAAGCAUUUUUGUACUUAACAACCGAACACAUACGCUAGGUAGUAUGUAGACUAGUACCAGCAACUAAUACUAGUCGCCAUAGACUAUUCACUCAUAUAGAAGAUUGACCUAUAAUGACCUUAAAGAAUAUACACUCAAUUGACCCACAGUCCACAUUGACCAUCAAAACGACUACUAUUUGGUGAUUAACAUACUUUUGACAUAUGUUUUGUUUUUAUUUCUUUUAGCCACUGUUUGUUUGGUUGUUUUUUUUCAUUCUUUUAGCACCUCUAAUUGUGACACAUAAAGUUCGAAACUUAUAAUUCAUAUCAUUAAUAAUGACUCCAAGUUUCAAUAUAAUUCUUGUUAUCUUACAAGUGAUUUUGUUUACUUUCCAAAUUACUAAUGGCAAUGAGUGUAAAAUGAACUUCCUUACUUCUAAAGAUAUUUUAAAGAAAUUAACAAGUAAUAUUGUUCCAACACUCAAUGGAAAAUCAAAAGGCGAUCUUGGUAGAAUAGGAAUAAUAGGAGGGUCAGUUGAAUAUACAGGGGCUCCGUACUUCUCAGCCAUUGCUGCUUUCAAGGCAGGAGCGGAUAUAGUUUACGUAAUUACUACUGAAGACGCAGCGCCAGUUAUUAAAAUUUACAGUCCUGAUCUCAUAGUCUAUCCAUUUCUAAACAAAAAGUAUGCAUCGAAAAUAAGUUCUCUAUUACCUAAAAUGGACGCGAUCGUUAUUGGACCGGGCUUAGGAAGAGAAGAUGAAACAAUGAAACUAACGUAUGACAUAAUAGAAAGCUGUAAAGUAUUGGAGAAGCCCAUAGUCAUCGACGCCGAUGGCUUAUACGCUAUUUCAAAAAACAUAUCCAUUAUUCAGGAUUAUCCAAAGGCAGGCGCCAUUUUGACACCGAACGGACGCGAAUCGAAGAAGUUGAUGGAAUCGAUAAAUUCGAAUGGAUCUAAUUGGUUCAACUAUUGGGGGGAAAACGUUUCGGUUUUAGAAAAAGGCGAAACUGAUAAAUUUCAUUCAAGAGUACCAUCGUACAACUGGGCUUCGUCCGAAGGUGGCUCGGAGAGACGCGUUGGUGGUCAAGGAGACUUCCUAUCAGGCUCGCUGGCUACAUUUUAUCAUUGGGCGUUAACAAGCGAUGUGUGCCAAGGCGAACAACACGGACAAAUUUCACAAAGCUUGGCGAGCUACGCCGCAGCCCGACUAGUCAGAACUUGUAAUUCUCAAGCAUUCGAAAAAUACGGAAGAAGCAUGAUGGCUUCUGAUAUGAUUAAAGAAAUUCAUUCGGCAUACAAAAAAGUGUUUGAAGAUUAGUUAUUGAGAAUAAGGCCGCUACUUUGGAUUCUGAAUAUGGAAUUAAUUUGUAUUUAUCUUAAAUUUGCCCUUUUAAAGUUUUUUUUUGUUUUACAUCUUUUUCGUGGCCAUUCCCUAUUGAUAAUUAUAUAUUAGUUUAUAGCCUAUGCCAAUAAGUGACGACGUGAUACAAAUUGGAGAAUAUUAUUUGAUGUUUAUGAGACUUUAUUUAUCAAAUCCCUAUUUUUGUGAAAGAGUUAAAUAAAUAAUGUAGUGACUGUGA
Messenger RNA from Bombyx mori (domestic silkworm), 2297 nucleotides. Its product is annotated as ATP-dependent (S)-NAD(P)H-hydrate dehydratase. The transcript has 2 exons. The record is from RefSeq and is a predicted model, not a curated record. Bases 1052 to 2035 code for a protein of 327 amino acids. NCBI's taxonomy places the organism in Eukaryota, Metazoa, Arthropoda, Insecta, Lepidoptera, Bombycidae. Gene Ontology annotation, biological process: metabolite repair. Gene Ontology annotation, molecular function: ATP-dependent NAD(P)H-hydrate dehydratase activity.